Messenger RNA from Trifolium pratense (red clover), 2017 nucleotides. RefSeq names its product nuclear transcription factor Y subunit C-9-like. Bases 1085 to 1699 code for a protein of 204 amino acids. Lineage: Eukaryota; Viridiplantae; Streptophyta; Magnoliopsida; Fabales; Fabaceae. Gene Ontology annotation, biological process: regulation of DNA-templated transcription. The record is from RefSeq and is a predicted model, not a curated record. Gene Ontology annotation, cellular component: nucleus. Gene Ontology annotation, molecular function: DNA-binding transcription activator activity, RNA polymerase II-specific; protein heterodimerization activity. The transcript is spliced from 8 exons.
AAGCAUGAGUUUGCUCCAUUUAGAAACCUUCACAGAGAGAAAUCAAUGAAUGAAUGAAUGGGGAGGUUAAAACCAGACAGAUCAACCGCCCGGCCGACCGGCGAACAUGCAGUUCACAGAUCAACCGUCGUAGUUCCUUCCGAUUUAAGCCUGCUAAUGUGGUUGUCACUUCUGAACAUACUCUGCAAUCGGGCUUGUGUUCAUUAGCGGCAUUCUCUCUGGCACUCUUUUGGGGAGGAGGAACUUGAUUUGGUAAAUAAAUGGACUUUUGAAUUGAAGGUGAAAAGAUCAUUCAGGGAAAGCCCUUUGGAAUCGACAACGCAGUCGGUGCAUAUGGGUAUUCGGUGUUUUCGGAACCAAGCAUCAUCUUCGAGGGAAGGUUAUUUAUAUGAAUUGGGCGAUAAUCCUGUGAUAUUUGUAAAUGGAAAGCAUAUUUUGGUAUUCUGAGGGAAGAUUUGAUGAUUAAAUCUGAUAAUUAUUUAGAUUUGUGAAAUUUUGAUUUUGUUUCCCUAGUUGAUUUUCCGUAGGCGUUUAUAUUAUAGGUGGUCAUCUUGGUAAAACAAUUCCGAUUCAAUUGUGCAUGGUUGUGGAGACCAUUUGCAUGCAUUUAUGAUUUAUGUAUGUCAAGAAAAGGAUAUGUCUGUUUCUUUCCUGAGCUUGUGUCGUUUUCAAUCACGACCCACUGCAAUGGAGGUCCAUUUUCUUACGCAAUAAACGGUUACGCCAAAUAUUUUUCUUGUGAAUGGAUUGUCAAGGGCAUAACCAAAAUCCACCAACGUUGUCUGUUGGUAGCGCAGAUCAAUGGCCGUUCGGAUUUAUCCUGUGUCACCCAAACCAUAUCAUAUCACCUGCUGGGGCUCAGUUGGGUCAGCAUCAACUUGCUUAUCAGCUUAUUCAGCAGCAGCAGCAACUUCAGCAACAACUACAAGCCUUUUGGGCAAACCAGUACCAAGAAAUCGGAAAGGUUACUGAUUUCAAGAACCACAGCCUUCCCCUGGCAAGGAUCAAGAAGAUUAUGAAGGCUGACGAGGAUGUUAGAAUGGUUCUCACUGUUUUCGGAACCAAGCUUCAUCUUUGAAGAAGAAUGGAUCAUCAAGGAAACAACCAGAAUGCGCAAAUGGGGGUUGUCGGUAGCGGAGGUCAAAUGCCGUACGGAUCUAACACAGUUCAGUCAAACAAACUUCAGCAAAAGCUUCAAGUGUUUUGGGAAAAUCAAAUCCAAGAAAUCGAAAAUGUCACUGAUAUCAAGAACCACAGCCUUCCCCCGACAAGGAUUAAAAAGAUUAUGAAGGCUGACGAAGAUGUUAAAAUGAUAUCUGCAGAGGCCCCAGUCUUAUUUGUGAAGGCCUGUGAAAUGUUUAUAUCGGAGUUAACUCUGCGGUCUUGGAACAACACUGAAGAAAACAAUAGGAGGACACUUAAGAAGAAUAAUAUUGCUGCAGCAAUAGCAACGACUGAUAUCUAUGAUUUUCUGGUCGACAUUGUUCCCCGCGAGGACCUGAAAGAUGAAGUGCUGGCAUCAAUCCCAAGGGGAACAAUGCAUGUUGGUGGGCCUGCUGAUGCUCUUCCAUAUUGCUACAAUGCACCUCAGCAGCCUGUGAUGGACCCAAAUAUGCAUGCUGAGCAGCCUCAUCCCUUCAUGGCACCACCAAUGUGGCCACAGCCUUCCGACCAGCGACCACCAUCUCCAGAUCACUAGAUGCUGCUUUGUGGAUGUUAAGUUUGCGGGGAACUGUAACGUGGUGGGGUGUGUGAAAAUUUCAAUCAAGGUCCAUUGGUGCGACCAGAAGCUGUACCUGAUAGUUUUUUUUUGGUACAAUGUACCUGAUAGUUUACUUGCAUUGCAAUACUAUUAUGUAUGGAUAUUGUGUCAGUAAAAUCUUAACUUUAUGUUAAAUUAAGCUUUUUCAGCGUUUAAUUUUAUUAUCAUGCAGACACCAUUUGGGAUAUAUAUUUACCAAAAUUUAUCUUAUUUGUGUUCUGCAAAAUUGUAUGCCCUUUGGAACUUUUAUGCUUG